This is a messenger RNA of Limulus polyphemus (Atlantic horseshoe crab), 495 nucleotides long. RefSeq names its product homeobox protein HMX3-A-like. Gene Ontology annotation, molecular function: RNA polymerase II transcription regulatory region sequence-specific DNA binding; DNA-binding transcription factor activity, RNA polymerase II-specific. Lineage: Eukaryota; Metazoa; Arthropoda; Merostomata; Xiphosura; Limulidae. The transcript has a single exon. The record is from RefSeq and is a predicted model, not a curated record. Gene Ontology annotation, biological process: regulation of transcription by RNA polymerase II. Gene Ontology annotation, cellular component: nucleus. The coding region runs from base 1 to 495 and encodes 164 amino acids.
AUGGUUCCCGAAGUUUCGACCAAUUUACAGUCGAAACGGUCCGCGCUUCUACGCACAGCAGACGCUGGCAGUCGGGAGGAGGAAGUUGACGAGAUGGCCGUAAGCAGCGGGUCGCAGUAUGAGAAAAGCCGAAGAAAGAAGAAAACAAGGACGGUGUUCACACGAAGCCAGGUGUUCCAGCUGGAAUCGACAUUUGAUUUGAAGAGGUAUCUUUCCAGUUCUGAGAGGGCAGGUCUAGCGGCAGGUCUUCAUCUCACGGAGACGCAGGUGAAGAUUUGGUUUCAGAAUCGCCGGAACAAGUGGAAGCGGCAGGUGGCUGCAGAGUUGGAUGCCACCAAUAUCGCACGGGCCGCCACAACUGCUCAAAGAAUUGUUCGGGUUCCGAUUUUGUACCAUGAAAACGGCACGUGUGUCAACAGUUCUCGCGCUGCACCGGUAGGCCUAAACACGUGUUCUCUGUGUUUCCACCCCUCCUUGUCGUCGCUGGUGUCGUAA